This is a messenger RNA of Malaclemys terrapin pileata, 3266 nucleotides long. RefSeq names its product polyhomeotic homolog 3 (gene PHC3). The transcript is spliced from 15 exons. Lineage: Eukaryota; Metazoa; Chordata; Testudines; Emydidae. The record is from RefSeq and is a predicted model, not a curated record. Gene Ontology annotation, molecular function: protein binding; zinc ion binding. Gene Ontology annotation, cellular component: PRC1 complex; nucleus. Bases 1 to 3018 code for a protein of 1005 amino acids.
AUGCCUCCCCGUGAGGGAGGAGAGAAGAUGGCGGAAGCGGAACUGAAAGAACAUUGCACUGCUAUGGAGAAUGAAUCAAAUGCAACGACGUGUUCUGCAUGUACAACUACCAUCACCACCACCUCCUCCUCUCGGACACAACCACCACACAUAUCUGUCUACAGUGGCUCCGACAGACAUGCUGUACAGGUUAUUCAGCAGGCCUUGCAUCGUCCCCCUAGCUCAGCUGCUCAGUAUCUUCAGCAGAUGUAUGCCGCCCAACAGCAGCAUUUAAUGCUGCAGACUGCCGCUCUACAACAGCAGCACUUAAGCAGUACCCAGUUUCAGAGUCUGGCAGCUGUUCCGCAGGCAAGCCUGUCGGGUGGAAGGCAGUGUUCAUCCCCUACUGGGAGCGUCACUCAGCAGUCAAGCAUGUCACAGACCUCGAUUAACCUUUCCACCUCUCCUACACCUCCACAAUUAAUAAGCCGUUCGCAGACCUCCAACACUACUAGCAGCAGUAUAACCCAACAGACGAUGUUGCUGGGGAGCACUUCUCCUACCCUGAGUGCAAGCCAGGCUCAAAUGUACCUCCGAGCACAAAUGCUGAUUUUUACUCCUGCUACCACUGUGGCUGCUGUCCAGUCUGACAUUCCUGUUGUCUCAUCAUCUUCCUCCUCUUCCUGUCAGUCUGCAGCUACUCAGGUUCAGAACUUAACAUUGCGCAGUCAGAAAUUGGGCGUAUUGUGUAGUUCACAGAAUGGCCCACCAAAGAGCAGUAGUCAAGCUCAGUCAUUGGCUCUAUGUACUAAUAAAACUGUAACUGGUACCAAGGCCAGCCAACCGGAUUCUCCAGACAGCAACAGAAAAGGAGAGAGCCCAACGUCUGAAUGUCGAAGUACAUCUGUCACACGGACAUCAAGUAUACAUCAGUUAAUAGCACCAGCUUCAUAUUCUGCAAUUCAACCUCAUUCUCUAAUAAAACAUCAGCAGAUACCUCUUCAUUCACCACCUCCAAAGAUUUCCCAUCAUCAGCUGAUAUUACAACAGCAGCAAGUUCAGCCAAUCACACUUCAGACUCCUCUUAAUCAGGAACCACCUCCAUCACAACACUAUGUUCCACUCCAAAGCCAUGGUCUUCCUCCAGUUUCCAAUAGUGUCCAGUCACAACAUUGCUCACCUGUUCACAUCCAUCCUCCUCCUUUAACAAUAUCUCCUACUCCAUCAUCGUCAGCCCAGCAGUCAGUAGUGGUGUCUCCUACACCUGCUCACUCACCUAGUCAGUCGCCCUCCAUAAUAAUUCAUCCACAAGCACUUAUUCAGUCACAACCACAUCCUCUUAUGCCACCAGCUCUACAGUCGGAGCAGAACCCACAGCAGCCCACUACUAGUCAAGUACGACCAGUAGCACAACAGCUUAAUCUUCCAUCCCAUCUUACAGUUCCACCUUCCCCAGUAGUACACAUUGGACCAGUAGAUCAGUCGAACUUGAUGUCCCCGGGCCAGCAGACAGUGUCUCCAACACCACACCAGCAAUAUCCAACCUUACAGUCCAUGCCAAUCCCAAUUGCAACCCCUCCACAGCUGUCAACAUCUCCAACCCAGAUUCAACAACUGCCCUUGCAGUCUGUGCAAUCUUUACAAAUGCAGCCUGAAAUUCUAUCCCAGGGCCAGGUUUUGGUGCAAAAUACUUUGGUUUCUGAGGAGCAGCUUCCUGCUGCAGAAGCUUUGGUCCAGCUGCCAUUUCAGACUCUUCCGCCACCACAGACUGUUGCAGUAAACCUUCAAGUACAACCAUCGGUACCUGUUGAAACCCCUGUGAUUUACCAAGUGGAGAACAUGUGUGAGGAAGAGAUGCCAGAGGAGUCUGAAUGCGUCCGUAUGGUUAGAACCCCUACCCCACCAACCUUGUCUCCACCAGUCAUAACCUUAGGGAAUGGCGAGGAGCUUGCUUCAGAGGCGCCGUUGUCAGAACAAGUGGGACUUCCUGCAAUGGCAUCAUCAGUCAGUGCCUCAGUAAUUAAAUCUCCAUCAGACCCUUCACAUGCCUCUAUUCCACCACCACCUCUUUUGCUUCCAGCAGCUGCCACAAGGAGUAACAUCACAUCAAUGCCUAAUAGCAUCCCUAGCCUAGAAAACAGACCUCCACAGGCUAUCGUUAAACCACAGAUCUUGACCCAUGUUAUUGAGGGCUUUGUGAUUCAGGAGGGUUUAGAGCCAUUUCCUGUAAGUCGUUCAUCUCUGCUGGUUGAGCAACCUGCAAAAAAAAGGCUCCUAAUCGAGGGUCAGGUCAUGAGUGUCAUGUGUGUUGAGUCAGAGCUGCAGAACAAUACAAAACAUGCAGAGAACUCCUCAGACACAGAGAUAGAGGACAUAAUUACUGAAGAGGGACUAGAUGAAAUGGAAAAUGAUCUCCUGAAGUGUGAGUUUUGUGGAAAAAUGGGAUAUGCUAAUAAGUUCCUACGGUCAAAGCGAUUCUGCUCCAUGUCCUGUGCCAAAAGGCACAACGUUAGUUGCACUAAAAAAUUUGGGCUGUUUACAUCAGACAAGAACAGUCGUUGGAAUCGGAAGUCAGAUAGCCAAAGUCUUGGACGAUGUGCGCGUCGACCAAGUGGCUCUGAUGGGGCAUCACGAGAGCACUUCCUUAGACAGCUUCCAAUUACUUAUCCAUCUGCAGAAAAUGAUUUGGCUUCUCAUGAUGAUGCUGUGCCAGCUGCCAUGACCACUCGUCUGCGAAGACAAAGUGAGAGGGAAAGAGAGCGUGAACUUAGGGAACUAAAAAUUAGGAAAAUGCCAGAGAAUGUUGACUUGCUACCAUCUGUACAAGCUGACCCAUCAAUGUGGACAGUUGAUGAAGUUUGGGCCUUCAUACGUUCUUUGCCUGGUUGUCAAGAUAUUGCAGAUGAAUUUAGAGCACAAGAGAUUGAUGGACAGGCCCUUCUCUUGUUGAAAGAGGAUCACCUUAUGAGUGCAAUGAACAUUAAGCUGGGACCUGCACUGAAAAUUUGUGCACGCAUCAACUCAUUGAAGGAGUCCUAGUGGGAAGCUGUAGACAGUAGCCUCUCUCUAACAGACUGAUACACACGAUGGCAUACCUAUUACUGUGAUGUUUUGUUAAAUACCUUUUUUUUCCACAUAAAGACUUUAAAAUUUACUCCUCCAGCUGUAUCAUAUAAUCCUCCAAAACUUCCAGUAAUUAGCAGAUGUAUAAGCAGUGCUGGGGAAUCGUUAGAAUAAAGCAGAGGGUGAGGUAGGAUGAAUGGCACAUAUAAAAUGUAAUAUGUUGU